UCCAGUGGCUACGAAUUAUAAUGUUAUUCAGAAAAGGGACAAAAUACUCAACGAUCCCCACCCAAACCCUUCCACCUUUCUCCCCUUGGAGAAUCUUCCGUAGUAUCCCGCUUCCGUUUCGAAGUGCCAUGGCGAUGGCGGCGCAGCUCCACGGAUCGGCCGCAGCGGCGUCCGCGUACCGACUACUUCUACUUCUCAGAGUUCCUUCGUCCUGCCGGUGGCCGCAGAAUCCUCUCGCCGAUUCUCCAAAGCUUUCUACCUCCACUGGUGGAGUGGGUAUAAAGCCAUUUGGUGUUGGUGCUAAAGUUUCAACAAAAUGUGCAAAUAGGACCACUCAGGUUGAUGAGUUAAACUUCAGAUCAAAUCAGACUGAGGAGUUAGUAGCAGCCGAUGAAGAUACUGUUACCGAGAAGAGGAGUGCAAAAAUCCAUGAUUUCUGCUUUGGUAUCCCUUUCGGUGGUCUUCUAUUCUGUAUGGGGUUUCUUGGAUACAUUUUUUCCAGAAGCACCAUAAGUCUUGUUCUAGGUGUCGCGCCAGGGCUUGCCACACUCUUUCUUGGAACCCUCAGUCUGAAGUUCUGGAGGAGUGGAAAAUCUAGUUUAAUACUUAUCUUGGGCCAAGCAGCAAUUUCUUCUCUCCUAGCAUGGAAGUAUUCUCAUGCCUACAUCUUGACAAAUAGAAUCCUCCCCUGGGCCUUAUAUGCCUCUUUAAGCACUGCCAUGACUUGUUUCUACGCUUAUGUGCUGCUCUCCGGAGGAAAUCCACCACCUAAGAAGAAGAUGGUGGCAACUCCAUCAUCAUAGAGCAGGAGCAGGAUUCAGUCAUUCAGUUUAGGUAUUAACGCGAUAGGGUGAUCUUCCUUUUUGUGCUUUUCAUGCUUCGGCUGCGAGUAUAAUAGAAUUUUGAGCUGUCAUCCCGUUGUAUAUUCUCCAAUCUUUCAUUCUCUCUGGAUUUUGGUUGUCAUAUCGUGAAGCUUUUGAACAAAUAAUUCUGCAGGAUAAUAGUCCAUCCUUACUGAACAUUCUGUUUUAUUUUCCUAAUGUGCAUAAAUAAAGAAUAUUUGUUGAGAUAUUUAGUUUAU
Oryza brachyantha (malo sina) is the source of this 1081-nucleotide messenger RNA. Its product is annotated as protein FATTY ACID EXPORT 1, chloroplastic-like. The transcript has 6 exons. NCBI's taxonomy places the organism in Eukaryota, Viridiplantae, Streptophyta, Magnoliopsida, Poales, Poaceae. Bases 21 to 803 code for a protein of 260 amino acids. Gene Ontology annotation, cellular component: membrane. The record is from RefSeq and is a predicted model, not a curated record.